CUUUUUCUAUUGGGGAAAAAAAAUUGAAGGCUCCGAUCUCUAUAUUUGCCUAAAAGUUUGAAUCCGAAGUUUUGAAAUCCUCCCUUUGCGAUAGCACUUUCCUCAAAAGGCAGAUUUCUUCUCGAUUGCGCGUACGCGAAAUCGAUCUCUGCUCGGUUCUGGGCGUCUCGGCGCAUUUGGCUGUUUCGUCAAAAAACCCUAGCAAUCUUCUCCUCACGAUCCAGUUUGUAGGAAAUGGAGGAGGAGUUGAAAAAGGAUGCUGGGGAUACAAAUAGCAAAGUGCCUGCUAAAUCUACAGACACAGAAGUAAAGGCAAACAAGAAGAAAAAGAAAGGACUUUUGUCGAGAAUAUGGAAUGCAAUAUUUAGAUCCGGUAGAGAUGACUUUGAGAAGAGACUGCAACACAUUUCCAAAGAGGAGGCAGCUGUUAUUGAGAGAAUAACAAGGCGUUCUCAAAGUUGGAGAAGGAUGUCAAGACAUCUUAUCAUACUCUCUGUACUCUUUGAGGUUAUUGCUGUGGGUUAUGCUAUCGUGACUACUAGAUCACUUCACCUAAACUUGAAAAUGAGAGCUCUGCACGUUUUGCCUAUGUUUCUAUUACCUGGAUUAUCUUUCAUUACUUAUUCAGCGCUUGGAAGCUUCACAAGGAUUUGUGACAACAAGGACCAGAAAAACUUGGAAAAGCUCCGUGCUGAAAGGAAAGCAAAAAUUGAUGAACUUAAAGAGAAGACAAAUUACUAUAUAACACAACAGCUCAUUCAGAGGUAUGACACUGACCCUGCUGCCAAGGCUGCUGCUGCUACAGUUCUCGCUUCCAAGCUCGGUGCAGAUACUGGCUUGAAAGUUUAUGUGGGUGAUGAGACUAAGCAAAAUGCCCCUGUUGGGAAGAGCAGUGAUGUUGAAGUUGUGCAGUCCACUGGACUUCGAAACCGAAAACAAGUGCCAAGCAGAUCGGUUAGCUCUGGAAGUACUGUAGUGGACAAUCCUGAAGAAAAAAUGCUUCAACAAACACCGCUCGAGGGUUCUGAUAUGAGCCAGCAUCAUCCGCUGGUUGUUGAGCAUCAUAAUCCAACAGGUCCAAAUUCACAAAAUGGAGGAUGGGUUUCACGUAUUGCAGCACUGCUUGUGGGAGAGGAUCCAACACAAUCUUAUGCACUUGUUUGUGGCAACUGUCGCAUGCACAAUGGGCUUGCUAGGAAAGAAGACUACCCCUACAUUACUUACUACUGCCCACAUUGCCACGCCUUGAAUAUGCAUAAACAUUCUCAAGACCAUGCAUCCGGCCCCAACACCUCGGAUUUGACCUCUUCUCUGGUGCCAGAUGCUGAGGUGAUUGCAAACGCUAGCGCUCCAGUUGCAGAGGAGAUUUCUGCUAGUACUGAAACCGACAUAGUAUCAUCUAAUGUGCCUACUACUAGCUGAUAUACGCCCCUCGCCAUGGAUCCGUCAUCGUCAUACUUUGCUGCCGCCUUUCGUGUGUAUGAAUAUAGCAAGCAGGUCGCCUUGUACCUUAAUUUGUUUUUACACCCUUUUUUACGUGAGAAAUUGUUGUAAACAAUAUGGAAAUACAACUACUAACUGUACCAAGUGAUUUACGAAGCAGCUAGCCCCGUCUCUCCAGGGGCUACCCGGAUUUUAUUUUAAUUUUUUCCCAAAUGAAAUUUUGUUCUAUAAA
Messenger RNA from Ipomoea triloba (trilobed morning glory), 1675 nucleotides. RefSeq lists its product as uncharacterized. The coding region runs from base 235 to 1422 and encodes 395 amino acids. Gene Ontology annotation, cellular component: endoplasmic reticulum tubular network. NCBI's taxonomy places the organism in Eukaryota, Viridiplantae, Streptophyta, Magnoliopsida, Solanales, Convolvulaceae. The record is from RefSeq and is a predicted model, not a curated record. The transcript is spliced from 6 exons. Gene Ontology annotation, biological process: endoplasmic reticulum tubular network organization.